CAAACCCUAAACCCUGACCUUAAACCCCAACCCUAAACCCUGACCUUAAACCCCAACCCUAAACCCUAACCUUAAACCCUAACCUCAAGCCCUAACCUUGACCGUCAUAUUCCUUACUUUCACCAAAGACACUCGCUCAGACUGUCACGCAGUAAGACAGAGCCCGGAAUAAAAUGUUUGGGGAUAAAACUUCUCACUGCACCGCUAAGAUUGCGCCUUCAAAACAAACGGAAAAACGAGAAAAAAAUAAAAGUAUAAAAGUAUAAAUUUUUAUCAAAACCUAAACAGAACCAAUAUUAAUUAUCCAACGUGUUUUUUUUAUCGAAGACGCUUAGAUGUAAAUUGGCUGCUAUUUCUAGGAUGUUGAUCGACUUCUUAGAGGUUUAAGGAACAAAGCUUUUUUUAACUUUUUUUUUUUGCGUUCUUCGUUUGAAAUUCGCGAGAGACAAUCUGAGAUAUUCCAGCGACAGACCAAAGAUGAUGGGACCGAUGGGAGUGUAGGAGUGGUUUUUUUUGCAAGUUUUAAAGAAGGGAAUAAUAAGAAAAGAUGAAGACGAAGCAGAUGACGAAAAGAAGGAGAAAGAAGAAAAGUAGUAGACAGGCGAGCCUUCUCCAUUGUGGUCCCGCCGUCGCUGACACGAUGAGCAAUCAGACAUCUUUCAUCAAGAUGUUUGAUGUGUUUCCGGACCACGUCAAUCAUCUCUUCCCGAUCGUCUUCCAGUGUUCCAACUGCAAGGCAAUCUUCGGUGACUCCCUCUCCUGGGAGAUCACCAACGAAGCCAUGCAAGUCAUCUGCUUGUCCAAGGCAAGUGAUUUUGUUAUCGUAGAUGAAGAAAUCUUGAUCCAGCGAUCUGAAAGUAAUCAAAUAAGCACCUACAGUAAACUCUCCUGCAAAGGAUGUCGACGGAUCAUUGGCAAGUUUUUCCAUUCCACAUAUUACGAUUUUGACCAGUUUCGAGGUUUGUUCACAUUUCAUGUCAACCAAAUUUCCAUUUACCAGACAGGACAAGAAGGUACCUACAAAGACAUCACACAGCUUGAAUACAUUGAUCCGAUCAAGUGUGUCCUGGUAAGCCUCAACGAACGCCUGACAUUGAUUGAAAAGAAGCUGGGAAUUGUCCGAGGAAGCAAUAAUAUUGGUGACAUCGACGACCAUGAUGGUAGGAAUGGUAACGUCAGUGAAGAGGGGAAUAACGAAGACCAUCUCUCCAACAGUGAGGACAUCACAUUGUCCAGGGGCACCACCAUCACCUCUAAUAGCAGCAGCCAAGUGCAGACUGAUUCCAUAGAACUACAUGGCAAUUUGUCUUCAAGUGAGGGAGACACCAGUGGCAGCUUCUCUGAGCUGUCCAAUGGAUGACCAGUCGGUCAUCUGUUUUAUGGACCUCUUAUACCUGACCUGCCCUUGCUGACAACUCGUACCCAAUGUUCCAUUAUUGACCUUUCAUCUCCAAACCACAACUGACCUCAUGCAUGACCUCUCACACUUGACCUCUCAAACUGCUCCACCUCCUCAUCCACGUCUUGUUUCAUCAGUCAGCACCCCACCCUGCACUCUACACAACUCCUCCACACUUAAAUGGCACCAUGUCGCAACCAUUUUCCCUUCUUCUUCAUUCUUCUCAUCACCGUUGUCGUCGACCACCUUGAAGCAUCAGGAUUCUUUGUUACCAUGGUAACACCAGCAGAGUUAAUCAGCUUCCAGCUUUGUUUGUCAAACAUGGCCUGAUCAACUCUGCUCUGUUUGUCGAGGUUGUUGCUGUCGAUUUGCUUUUCAUUUUAUUUUUUGCAAAUGAAUUUUUUUUUCCUUUUUCUCCUAAGUACAUUUAGGUACUAAAGCGCAACUACCCUGUAACUAGUCUCUGGAUGCUGGCUUUGUUGGGUGGAGGUACUUAUUUUUAACUUUGGCUAUAUGCAUUGUGUGUGA
Molecule: messenger RNA, 1927 nt
Organism: Octopus sinensis (East Asian common octopus)
Lineage: Eukaryota; Metazoa; Mollusca; Cephalopoda; Octopoda; Octopodidae
Product: kinetochore protein mis18
Exons: 6
Coding region: 548-1360 (270 amino acids)
Biological process (GO): CENP-A containing chromatin assembly; chromosome segregation
Cellular component (GO): chromatin; chromosome, centromeric region; nucleus
Source: RefSeq, a predicted model, not a curated record